Molecule: messenger RNA, 1854 nt
Organism: Grammomys surdaster
Lineage: Eukaryota; Metazoa; Chordata; Mammalia; Rodentia; Muridae
Gene: Samd15
Product: sterile alpha motif domain containing 15
Exons: 3
Coding region: 1-1854 (617 amino acids)
Molecular function (GO): protein binding
Source: RefSeq, a predicted model, not a curated record
AUGUCUGAAGUCCCAGAAGAUUUUAAUUCUGACCCCGAUGAGAGUCUGCAGCUUAAAAUAAAUAAAUCUGGUAACUUACAUAAUGCUAACGCAGACACCAUGUUUAAGGUAAGCUCUGAGCUGUCCCCGAAAACUGACCAAGGCCCAGGAAAUGUGUUCCUAGAGUCAAGCAGGACACGCAAGGCAGAUUUGGAGGGGCCAGACCUACAAUCACCAGACGUUUCAGUAGGUGUACACACAAAUACACAGCUACCAACAAAAAUAGAUCCAAAGCAGAAGACACCAGAUUCUCAGAGUGAAAAACUAAAAAAAUCAGUUAAAGAGGAAGAUCUACCUCCAUCCAAGAUGACCAAAUUGGAGAAGAAACAAAAAGAGUCAGCUGAAGAAAAAAGGGCAGAGCCAUAUGAGGUAACUAAACCUAAGUUCCCAGACCGGAAGCUAAGAAAGUCUACUGAGGAAACAGGUCUCAAGCCAUCAGAGGAGAUUCAAGUCAAGUCCACAGAACAACCUGAGCAGAUUAAGUUCUCAGACAAGAAACUAAGACAGUCAACUAAGAAGAAACUCUCAGAGCCACUGCAGGAUUUUGGAGAAGAAUCAAGAAGACCAACUGAUGAAGCAAGUCUAGAACUAUCAGAAAAGAGAACAUCAAAAGCUUCAAAGAAAGCACACAAAAGCUCUUUUGAUGACAUUUUUCCAGAGAUGCUAGAAGAGAUUACUCAAGGCCUACUAGAAGAAAUACAAUCAGAUGUCCAAGUGGAGACAGAAGAAGAGUCAAUUAAAGAGAAAGUUCCAGAGCCAUUAGGGGACAGGAAGGCAACAGCUCAAAAGCACAAGCUGAGAAGAUCAAGUGGAGAGUCUAAGCUAAAGGACACGUUAAUAGAGCCCAGAAAGGACAGGGAUCCAGUGCGGCAAACACAGACUGAGCCGGAAUCUCCAAAGGAGAAACUAAUAAAAUCAACGGAGAAAACUGGUGCUGAGCCACCACUGCAGGUACCUAAUCCAGACAUUGAAGAGAAGUCACAGCCAAAACCAACCAAAAAAAAUCUAGAGUUACCAAGCGAACCCCAGCCAGGAGAGAAGAAGACAGAAUUUCCCAAGGAAGACAGUUCAGAACCAAGCAAACCUGAGUAUCCUGCAGACAAAGAUGAGCUAGUAUUCUCUGACUAUCACACAAAGUUGUUAGAAAAAAAACCUACCAGGAUUAAAACUGACUUUGUAGUAAGAUCUCCUAGAGAAAGUGGAGAAUCCUUCAGUACAGUUUAUGAAGCACAUGAGUUCCUUAAAGACCUUCAGGCUGAUAUGAAUGAACUCUUUCCAAUCAUUCCUGCUUCAGAGUCUCAGAUAGAACUGAGGGAUUCUAUAGUUUUAUCCCAGGAGGUGGCGAUACUAGGACAUAAAGAAUCCCAGCCAAGUCUUAGCUCACAGUUUGAGCACCUCAGCUGGAGCCCAGAAAGGGUUGCAGAGUGGAUUAGUGAUCUAGGCUUCCCUCAGUACAAGGAGUGUUUUACUGAAAACUUUAUCAGUGGUCGAAAACUCAUCCACGUAAACUGCUCCAACCUGCCUCAGAUGGGAAUAACUGAUUUUGAAGACAUGAAGACAAUAUCGCACUAUACCCGAGUGCUUCUGGGGAUCGAAGAGCCUCUGUUCAGCCGCAGCAUCAGCCUUCCCUACAGGGACAACAUUGGCUUAUUCUUAGAGCGAAAAGGGCAUAGUGGAGUAAAGUCUGAUGCCUUGACCUUGUCAGAAUUUGUUGAAGCAUCAGGAUUACAGGAGUAUAAUCCAGAGAUAAAUGCUGUGGAGAAGAAUGAAGACCCAGUGCCAGAGAACAGCCAGGAAGAAAAUGAGGCAAGAUAA